Messenger RNA from Lolium perenne, 4102 nucleotides. RefSeq names its product disease resistance protein RGA5. Gene Ontology annotation, molecular function: ADP binding. Gene Ontology annotation, biological process: defense response to other organism. Lineage: Eukaryota; Viridiplantae; Streptophyta; Magnoliopsida; Poales; Poaceae. The record is from RefSeq and is a predicted model, not a curated record.
GCUUCUUCCUCUGGUGCCUUAUCUUCGACGAGUGACUGGCCAGAGAUUUCUAGAUUCUUGGUGGUUUGAUUUUGUGUCUGCUCGAGCCCGUGCUGUCGAUGGCACGCGUCGCCGUCGCAGUUAACUCUUCUCAGCCAUCUUCUUCCGGCGUGUAGUCUGAGGUUUCCCGGUUGCUUCGCUCCUCGACUAGGUUCCCGUGCUGUUACUUCCAGUUCGCGACGUUAUUCUUGCUUGCGAGAGACGGACUGGCUCCACUGUUGCCUUCCCCUCUCAUCCUCUCCCCUGACUCGAAGUCCGGCCCAAUUUUUGUUCCUCCAGGCUCCAGCGAGCGUUGGCAGUAAUUUUGGCUGUUCUACAAGUAUCCUAUCUUCACGUACUCUGGUUACCAUUAGCGUUGGCAGUAAUUGCCAUAGGGUCUCGGUGCAGUGGUUACCAUUAACGUCCUGUCUGUUCUACAAGAUCCUAUCUUCACGUACUCUGGUUUAAUUUUGGCUAUCUGAUUUCUCAGGUCCAUUCUGACCGAGCAAUUCGAAGUUGAGGAUGGAGGUGGUCACUGGUGCAAUGGGCACCCUACUGCCAACGCUCGCUGGCCUUCUUACGGACACGUACGACCUGCAGAAGAACACCAGGGGUGAGAUCAGGUUCCUCAAAGCGGAGCUGGAGAGCAUGGAGACAGCCCUCCUCAAGGUUUCCGAGGCACCGCUCGAUCAGCCACCCGACCUGCAAGUCAAGCUCUGGGCAAAGGAAGUCAGGGAGCUGUCCUAUGAAAUCGAGGACAACGUGGACAGAUUCCUCGUGCGCCUUAAAAGCCGCUCACAAAAGAACCCACACAGCUUCAUGGGUUUCAUCAACAAGAGCAUCGACCUGAUGACUAAGGCUAAAAUCCGACACAAGAUCGGCACCGACAUCAAAGACAUCAGGGGACGUAUCAAGGAGGUCAGUGAGCGGCGCGAUAGGUAUAAGGUUGACAGUAUUGUUCCCAAGCCUUCUGGGGUAACCACUGACAGCCUUCGCCUAUCAGCUCUAUACAAGGAGGCAAAGGAGCUCAUUGGCAUGGAAGAGAAGACGGAUGACCUAGUUAAUCGGCUGAGAGAGGGUGAGGGGGCGUCCAAGCAACAGCUCAAGAUAGUCUCCAUUGUCGGUUUUGGAGGCCUAGGCAAAACAACCCUUGCUAAUGUGGUUUAUCAGAAGCUUAAAUCGCGAUUCGAUUGUGGGGCAUUUGUUUCUGUGUCUCUUAAUCCUAACAUGGGGAAUAUUUUCAAACACAUGCUCCAUCAACUUGACAAGCACAACUACUUUAACAUCAAUGAAUCGACGUGGGGUGAAGCACAACUCAUCAACGAGCUAAGAGAUUUUCUUCUAAACAAGAGGUACUUUAUUGUGGUCGAUGACAUAUGGAACUAUUCUGUAUGGAAACAAAUCAAACAUGCUUUGAUUGAGAACGAAUGCGGGAGUAGAAUCAUCACAACAACUCGCAUUAUCGAUGUUGCCCAGCAAGCUGGUGAUGUUUACGACCUAAAGCCUCUUUCUCUCAUACACUCGAGAAGGUUAUUUUACCACAGAAUAUUUGGUGCUGAAGGCAAAUGUCCUUCUAAUCAAUUAGCUGAAGUGUCUAAUAACAUUAUAAACAGAUGCGGUGGAGUACCAUUAGCUAUUAUUACGACAGCAAGUAUUUUAGCCAGUAAAAAUGAAAAUGAUUGGUCCAAGGUGUACCAAGCUAUAGAUUCUGGGCUACAAGAUAGUCCUGAUCUCAAUGACAUGAGAAGGAUAUUAUCAGUCAGCUACUAUGACUUACCUCCGCAUCUGAAGACAUGUUUAUUGACUGUAAGUUUGUAUCCAGAGGAUUAUAGCAUUGUAGUUAGAGAUUUGAUAUGGCAAUGGAUUGGUGAAGGUUUUGUUCGGGAAGAACAUGGAAAGAGCUUGUAUGAAGUAGGAGAAGAUUACUUGAAUCAGCUCAUUAACAGAAACUUGAUCCAACCAGCAGAUAUCACUCACGAUAAAGCAAGCGCUUGUCGGGUACAUGAUAUGGUGCUUAAUCUCACCACUUCAUUGGCAAGGGAAGAGCAUUUUCUAGCCUUCGUAGGUGGUCAGCAAUUUGUCUCUGUACCACGUAAGAUUCGCCGACUAUCAGUCCACAGCCUAAAUGAAGACAAUUUGAAGCAGCUGGGAACCAUGAACUUGUCCCAUUUGAGGUCAUUCAGUUCGUCUUGCCGAUAUAUCAGUUUUUUGCCAGUCCUCGCAAGCUUUUCAGUCUUGCGUGCAUUGCAUUUAAGCCAUAAUUUGAGUGUGGGGAAUGAUCAUAUUAAGGUUAUCUGCAAUAUGUAUCACUUGAGGUAUUUAUGUCUACGCAACACAUCCAUCACUCAGAUCCCAGACGAGAUUGGGAAUCUGCAGUUCUUACAGGUUCUGGAAAUAAGUCAGACGCCUAUACAAGUGUUGCCAGCGUCAGUUGCUCGGCUAACACAACUAGUGUUCCUUCAUACUGGCACCUGGACAAGCCCGCCAGAAGGACUGGGGAAUUUAAAAUCUCUGCAAGAAUUGCUAGGUAUCUGGAUCACGUCCCCAUCCAUUCUGCAUGACCUGAGCAUGCUGACGGAAUUGAGGAAUCUUCGUAUCAGGUUCCAUGAAUGGAACGACAACUAUCAGAAAUCUUUCGGGAGUUGUCUCUGCAACUUGGUCAAUCUGAAAAGCAUCGAGAUAAGUGGUCUGGAUGGAAACAUAGAUUUUUCUUCUGAUCCUCAACAGAUUCAGUCCAUUUAUCUGACCUCUAUGACGAUUUGUACUAUGCCAAGAUGGAUUUCCUCACUCUGCAGCCUCUCUAGCCUUUUAAUCCAGCAUAUAAGAACAUUCAGAGAGGAGCACCUUCGAGUACUUGGCAGCAUGCCAUCUCUUCGUGAUCUAGAUAUAUGGGUGUCAGAAAGCACACAGGGCAGGCAUGAAAGGUUGGUGAUUGACAGCAGCUACCCGUUCAGGUGUUUAGCAAGGCUCAAGAUCGGCAGUCGCAUCAUGGAGAUGAAGUUCGCUCAAGGAGCAGUGCAAAAGCUAAAAACCCUUGAGAUAAUGUUAUCAGUGCGCCAGACGUUUGAUCGGUUUGGUGAUUUGGAUUUUGGCCUGGAGAACGCCUCUUCGCUUAAACAUGUCUAUGUUGGUAGGUGGUAUGCUGGGAGGUGGUCCAAACCGGACCCUGAAGAGGCAGAGGAUGUUAUUCGCAAAGCGCUCGAGAAGAAUCCCAGCAAGCCGACAGUUGAAUUUGGCAUGUUCAAGUUGUCACGGUGAACCGAAAAGAUGCUUCUAGAGACUGCUCAGUGGGGACGGACUGUGCCCGCCUUAAGGAUUUACAUCCGGAGAGGCCGAGACGCGGUCGGUUCGAUGCACGGUUGGGCUCCCCUAAUCCCGAUGAAGAAAGUCCUUGCAAUCUUCCAUCAAGGUAUGCGUCCUCGCCAUCUUCGCCGCAAUUUAAUCGAUUCUCGAUUCGCAUAAUCUUGAGUUCCGUUGACCCGUGUACGUAGAUUGUUGUAUGCAUGUUCUGCUAUUUGUCUCAAAACCGAUACAGUGGUGACUUCGUCAAUCUCAAGACCCUCCGGAUCAGUUCUUCGAUGCAGUCUCUUGGAGGUGCUCAUAGGGGUAGGGUGUGCGUGCGUGCGUUCAUAGGGGUGAGUGUGUGCGCGUAUGUGUGAGCGUCUUUAAUUGUACUGUUUUUCGCAAAAAAAAUUAAAGUUUUGUUUUCCAUCGCCGUGAUCGAGUUAUAUGUUCGCCAUCUAUUAUCGGCGUAGAUUUCAGUGGAGCACUUGUUUGGUGCCGUGAUAUCUACAGUUGUUGGCUAGGUUUGGUUUGAUUGUUCAGUGCUGAACCAUUUACGUCAGAGGAUACAUGUACUACGAUCUAAAUAUCCAAUUCCAGUGCUGCUGCGUGCAUUGAUGGAUUAUGACUUGCUGGCUAGGUUCGAUCUACUUAAGUUGAACCAUCUAUCCUAAUCAUAUUGCAAUCUGUAAAGUAUACUCGGUCCGUCCACAACUAGCACGGUCUGUAUUACCCUGUAAUACAAACCGGAGGAAACCCAACGAGAUAGAUUAUCACGUCCUAGUCGCAUGUUCUGAUUGAU